AUGGUCAUUCUUGCAAAUGACGAGCAAAUUCGAUCAGUCACUUUACGUACUCUCAACAAUGGAUUCCCCAGCAGCCAUCCAAAUGCUUCGAUCACUGUUCCCUUGCCUUCGCUGGACAAACAAGCGAAAGAACUCUUCACGAUUCACGCAUAUCAUUUCAUGGAGUGCAAUUCAUCCCGCAACCGAGAAGCACUCAUCGUUUCCACGGUUCACUCGACAGCAACCGAUAGAAUUUCCGAUUCACUCCGCGCAUUCUCAUCGCAUCCACCGGUGCCAUUUCAUCGACGAUUCUCAUCUGGAUCUCAGUCGGCAGCUCCUCGAGACGAAAUGGGAAACAUUCGUCGAUUGUUUCCUUUAGCUUUCCCUCCUCUGCUUCCCGUUUGCGAACUUCUUUCAAUGGCCGACAAGCAAGAGGCAUUCAGGCUGAAAUUUUAUGAUUUU
Molecule: messenger RNA, 441 nt
Organism: Mesorhabditis belari
Lineage: Eukaryota; Metazoa; Nematoda; Chromadorea; Rhabditida; Rhabditidae
Source: the annotation of a GenBank genome assembly